AUGGAAUUCAUUCUCCUGGGACUCACAGAUGAUCCAAUGCUAGAGAAAGUCCUGUUUGUGGUGUUUCUGGUGAUCUACCUAAUCAUGCUGGCAGGGAAUCUGUGCAUGAUUGUGCUGAUCAAGAUUAAUUCCCACCUCCAAACUCCCAUGUAUUUCUUCCUUAGCCACCUCUUCUUUGUAGACAUUUGUUAUUCCUCCAACAUUACUCCAAACAUGCUGUACAAUUUCCUCUCAGACCAGAAGACCAUCUCUUAUGCUGGAUGCUUCACGCAGUGUCUUCUCUUCAUUGCCUUGGUUAUCACUGAGUUUUAUAUCCUUGCUUCGAUGGCAUUGGAUCGCUAUGUAACCAUUUGCAGCCCUUUACAUUGCAGUACCAGAAUGUCCAAGAACAUUUGUGUGUGUCUAGUCACAGUCCCUUACACUUUUGGUUUCCUCAAUGGACUCUCUCAGACACUGCUGACUUUUCACUUAUCUUUCUGUGGCUCCCUUGAAAUCAAUCGUUUCUACUGUACUGACCCUUCUCUUUUAAUGUCGGCCUGCUCUGACACUUAUGUCAAAAAGAUGGCAAUGUUUAUAGUUGCUGGCUUUACUCUCUUAAGCUCCCUCUUCAUCAUUCGUCUGUCCUACGUUUUCAUCAUUGCAUCCAUCCUGAGAAUCCAUUCAGCUGAAGGCAGAAACAAAGACUUUUCUACUUGUGGUUCCCAUCUGACAACAGUCACCAUCUGA
This is a messenger RNA of Equus quagga, 726 nucleotides long. RefSeq names its product olfactory receptor 5M1-like. The record is from RefSeq and is a predicted model, not a curated record. The transcript has a single exon. Gene Ontology annotation, cellular component: membrane. Gene Ontology annotation, biological process: sensory perception of smell; G protein-coupled receptor signaling pathway. Gene Ontology annotation, molecular function: olfactory receptor activity; odorant binding; G protein-coupled receptor activity. NCBI's taxonomy places the organism in Eukaryota, Metazoa, Chordata, Mammalia, Perissodactyla, Equidae. The coding region runs from base 1 to 726 and encodes 241 amino acids.